Messenger RNA from Closterium sp. NIES-65, 3333 nucleotides. The record is from the annotation of a GenBank genome assembly. Lineage: Eukaryota; Viridiplantae; Streptophyta; Zygnematophyceae; Desmidiales; Closteriaceae.
AUGGCGGAGGGGUACGUUGUCGGAGGAGCGGAGGAAACGGGUGGGAGAUCGGCGGAUGUCGAGAACGACGAAGGGGAGGGGAAGGGUGCGACAGCGAAUAUCGGCGAGGUCGGCGUGGAGGCGGCUCACGGAGGUGGUGGCAUGGUCGAGGUCGGUGAAGGGGAUAACGCCGCGGUCCCGGAGCAGAGGGGCGUGGAUGUGCAUACCGAUGCCACCGCGGAGAAGGCCGGCGGGGAGCGGUCUAGGAGGAAGAAGGCGGCGAGCGGUCAUCCCGGUUCCACCGCGGCUGGGCGGCAGGCGCGGCUGGACGUCGUCGAUCAGCUGAGGGCGGAGAACAGGCGAUUGCGUGCAGACAAUGCACUCCUUGAACGGCGGCUCGGUGAGCAGACGCGGCGGGUCGACAGCUUGGCGGCGGCAUUAGCUGGGCUCCUCGAGAAGGUGAAGGGUUUGACCGCCCAGGUCGCCGACACCGACCGGAAAUCGGAGGAGCGCCUCAAAGAGGCCACGUCGACCAUGGCGACCACAAUCACCGAGGGCCUCACCGACAACAUGGACAGCGCCAUUCAAUCGGCCAAGUCCUUCGCCGAGCUAGCGAGGCAGACGCUGCUGGAUCUUGACGACCCCAAGGGACGAGCGGCGGUCGCACGCGCGACCGCGGUGAAGACAGUGACCGAGCACGUGACGGCGGAGGUGGGCGAGGCGAGGAAGGGGUUGGAGGAGUCGUUCAUCAAAUACAUCGGCGCCGCGCAGACCAUCAUUGCCGCCGCCGUCGCGCCCUGCCUAGUCCAGCCGCCGCCGCCUACCGGCCCAGCGCAGGCCUUGCCGGAAGAUUUCCUGAAGUCUUUCAAGGAGGACGUGCUGAAGGCGGUGACGGAGACCACGCAGCAGUCCUUCCUCGCCUCCGGACUGAAGAUAAUGGCCGAGGUCGUCGGCACGGUGGCGUAUGCUCGGCGCGGGGAGGCGGCGGGGGGGGCGACGGGGACAAUUCGGCGAACACGAAGCGGAGCAAGGGAGGCGGGGGGUCUGGCGGCAGGGGGGGGGGACGGAGACGAUUCGGCGGGCGCGAGGCGGACCAAGGGAGCGGCUGGUUCUCGCGUCGCCGGCGAUGGGAGCAUGGGAGUCGGCGACGGCAGUUCGUUGAAGCAGUCGGGGAAGAGCGUGGUCGACAUCCUCAGGAAGCACUGGGCUCAGGUUGGAGCGGCCAGCACAGGCCAUGGUGGUGGGGGUCUCGCCGACGAGCAUGCCACUGAUGACGCACUGCCAAUGGCUCCGCCUUCGGUCGGCGUUAAGCCACCACGACAGGGUAGCGGUGUGAAAGGCCUGCGCGACAAGGAGAAGGCCGCCGCCAAAACGGCCCCAGGCGGGUCCGCGAAAGCUGGCCAGGGCCCGAAGACAGGGGUUGCGGAGGCGUCAGCGGUUCCUCACCAGUCUCCCGCGGGUGCACGCCAUCCGACCGGACCGUCUGCCGGGCGACCUACCGACGUCCCGCGCCAUGCCGACGUACCGUCUGCCGACAAGGUUGGCCGCGCGGGAAAAGGGGCGGCAGUUGCGGACGCGCUCAAGGAGCAGCUCAGGCUCCUAGCCGGCCACAGGGCUGUUCAACAGGCCCCCCCUGCUGUCGACGUCCCAUCGGCCAGUGGGCCACGUGUAGUGCCAGUCGUCGCCGCCCGUACUCCUGCAGACCCAAAGUCCGCGUUGUUGCGCGCCCAGCUGGGCGCACUAGCGUCGACUGAGAGGACUCAGCAGGCUUCUGGCUCUGGCUCUAAGCCGUCGUCGGCGAAUGUCGCACCACCCACCCAUGUGGCAGCUGAUGUGGAGAAGGCGGCGGAGAAGGGCGUUCGUGCCGCGCUUGCCACCGGCGGCGGCGCCGUUGAGGAGGUCCCCGCAGACGCUGAUAUCGCUGCCAUACAGGCCCAUCUGGAUGCAGCCAAUCCCCGAACCCUGGCCAUCUCCGACACGGAACAUGUGGAGCCUUCGGCGGGACUCGUCGGCAUCGCGGCAGAGCCUAGUGCGACCGGUGAUGCGGUCGGUGAGGGAAAGUCGAAACGGAAGGGGAAGGCGGGCUCACAGAGGAAGACGCGGGAGAAGUCGGAGGUGAAGGCGGCGGAUAAACAGAAGGGGAUGGCGGCGGAGACGGCGGCGGACAAAGAUCGAGGCGGCAUUGGGGAGGUUGAAGGGAAAGGGGAGAAUCAGAAGUCGCCCGGCGAGGGUACGUCGACGGGGAGGAAGGGGAAGGACAAGUCGGUCGGAGAAGGUGCGUCGACCGGGAGAAAGGGGAAGGAGAAGGCGGUCGGCGAGGGUUCCUCGAAGGGGAGAAAGGGAAAGAGGAAGGCGGAGGAGGAGGAUGAGGAUGUCGAGGAGGUGGAGGAGGUCGAGCAGGAGGAAGAGGAGGAGGAGGAGGAGGAGGAGGAGGAGGAGGAGGAGGAGGGGAAGGGCAAGGAGAGGAGGGGUCAUGGCAUCCGACACGAUACCUCGGGCGACAAGCAAGGGUGGGUCGGCGAGAUUAAGCGCCGAAUUGGAGAGGUGGAAGGAGGUGUGGGAGGAGGUCAGGAUCUUGCCGACAGGGAUGUGGACGGUGAUGUGGGCCCGGGGCUGACGGAGAUCCUCGACGCGUAUCGCCAUUACAAGUCCACAGGCGAUUGUCUCCACGCCGCGCUCCUGCCAGCGAUAUGGUACCCAGUCGAUGCUAGCACCGAGGAAGGCCGGGAGAAGUCGGCGUCCAUGAUGUCGGCGAUGAUAGGCCGCGUGUCAAUGUGCGCUGCAUAUGGGAAGACCGCUGCGGCAGCGGCGAAGAAGGAGGGAGACAAGGAGGAGAAGACGGAUAUGGCAGCAUGGGCGUUAGCAGCAUCCGCAUGCGCUGUGUGGUGCUUCGUCGAGAACGGCGAUGCCCAGCUGGCGGAUGCUGUGGAAGAAGGGAAGUCGGCGGCGAUCAUCGGCGGAGCGAGCCAGGCGACCGCCGAUGUAUUCGGAAAAGUCAUGGAGGCGGUGCUGAAAGCCGAGAUGAACAGGGACCGCCCCUUGGGAGAGGUUGCCUACAACGUCGCGCCAGCACUCCAGAGGACCGCCCUUGAUACGGUAUAUCCGGGGGGGAAUGCUGGAGUAGAUGCCGACGUUAUCGCUAGAGCGACGGUUGAGACGAUGGCGUUUUGGGGAAUGUGCCCCGUCGCCGGGCCGAAACUAAGAGCGAGGGACAUCGCGGUGCCGAUUGACGCGCAGAUGAAGGCCGAUCUUGACAACAGGGGGAGGAAGGGUCUGAGGGGCAAGAAGGAGACGAAGACCAAGGGCGGCACGGAGAAGGUCAAGAAGUCGAAGAAGGACAGCACGACGGCCUAG